AGAAGAGAGAGGCAUCGUUGACCAUGGAGGUCUGAUGUUGUCUCUUGUGCCCCGCGAACAGGUGGAGGACAUGGAGGAGCCCCACAGCUUCUUUAAGAAGGUGGACAUCCCUGUCCAUGUGCACUACAUUGUGGCCUUUUUCAUUGUGGUCAUCGGAACUCUGGGAAUGACGGGCAAUGCUCUGGUGAUAUUCGCUUUCUACAGCAAUAAGAAGCUGAGGAGUCUGCCUAACUACUUCAUCGUCAAUCUGGCCGUGAGUGACUUCCUCAUGGCCUUCACCCAGGCACCCAUCUUCUUCAUCAACUCUCUCAACACUAAGUGGGUGUUUGGGGAAACAGGCUGUAAGGUGUAUGCCUUCUGUGGGGCCCUGUUUGGCAUCACUUCUAUGAUAAACCUGUUGGCCAUCUCUAUCGACCGCUACCUGGUCAUCACCAACCCUCUGCAGGCCAUGCAGUGGAACUCCAAACGCAGGACCACACUGGCCAUAGUGCUGGUCUGGCUCUACUCACUGGGUUGGAGUCUGGCCCCACUUGUUGGCUGGAGUUCCUACAUCCCAGAGGGAAUGAUGACCACCUGCACCUGGGACUACACCACCUUCUCCGUGGGCAACAGGAGCUACACCAUGAUGCUCUGUUGCUUCGUGUUCUUCAUCCCCCUGGGGGUCAUCCUCUACUGCUAUCUCUUCAUGUUCUUCGCCAUCCGCAACGCCGGCAGGGACUUGGAGAGGCUGGGGAAAUCCAGUAUUCAGCAGCAGUCUAUGCGUAACGAGUGGCGGCUGGCCAAGAUUGCGUUUGUGGUCAUCAUCGUGUAUGUGCUGUCUUGGUCCCCUUACGCCUGUGUCACGCUCAUUUCCUGGGCAGGGUAUGCCCACAAGCUGACUCCCUAUUCCAAAACAGUACCUGCAGUCAUAGCAAAAGCAUCCACGAUAUACAACCCGUUCAUCUAUGCUAUCAUUCACACCAAAUACAGGAAUACCUUAGCGGAGAAGGUGCCCUGUCUUGCCUGCCUGUCACAGAAGAAAAAGAAGGACUGCUUGUCGUCCACCAACAGCGAGACGUCCGUCCACGACACUGGGUUCAGCAGACAGUCGUCUGUCUGCAAGGCUAAACUCCAUGCCGUGUCCUCCAACUCAACCUCAGCUACGUCCUGUAGCGAUGUGGUUCACGUACUGCAGUCCGAGAAGAGGGGCGAUGUAGAACUCGAUGUGAUGUCCCGCAAAACAGACUCCUUCAGAAGUUCGUGUUCCUUUCCCCUGCUCAAAGACCACAACAAAUCAGUCAAACGGCACAAGAUCAAACACCACUCCCAGGCCACUGUGGAAAAAGAGAAGACCACCAUCACAGGGUCUCUGAGUCUCUGUGAUCAUGACCUGGUGACCGGCACAUUGAACAUGGCGACUGUCCCGCUGCUGGUUGCCUCCACGGAGCCUCAGACGGGGAACUCAACACUUGACAAGGACGGCCAUCGUGAUCAGGAACUCCACCGGACCACCGCCCUGGACCCAAAGUGUUACUUCCGGCCAUGUUACGGCAUACCCCGCAUCAUCAUCAGCCCCACAUCAGAGAACAGCCUGACUGAGGAGGCCUUGUAUUUGGACGAUAAGCCUGAGUUGCAGUUGAGCGACUUGGGUGAGCUGGUGUUGGACAUGCAACAGUAUGACUGUUCGCCUGAACUGCUUGAAUCUGUGGAGAGCUUCCUAUCCUGAGUCCUCCAUUUCUUGGUUUCUUGAAAUUAGCUGUCUUGUAUUUUUGUAUGGAGAACAAGCAAGGAAUGAAUGGAUUUUAUAUAUAUAUUUUGAGUUUGUAUUCUUAAAGAAUUUACAAAAAUUACUUUUUUAGUAAUAUUAGUACUAUUUUUACAUUUAUUAAAAAAUGGAUUAGGACAUUUUAAGGGCAGUUUACUAAAAUGAAAAUUCACAUUUGUCACAUUUUAGUGUCUUGUAUUCCAAGUAUGUGGUUUAGUGACAAACCUGGAUAAGUUAACUCAGAGUAAGUGGUAAAGCUCCUACAAAAAGGGCCCUGUGGCAUUGUUUUGUAAGGAGAAUGAAGCCAUACAGCUCUUCUAUUAGGAGGUUUACCCCUUACUCUGAGUUAACUUACCCACUAGUUUAGUUUGUCACUAAACCACGUACUUGGAAUACCCAUUUGGUCAUCUCCUUUCCCCAUAAACAAAUAAAAAAAGCUGUACACAACGAAUACAACUACAUUACAGUUUUUCUCAGUCGCUUUGGUGCUUUUUUCAGAUCAGAAUGAAAAUUCUCAUAACUAUUAGUUCAACCUCCACAACAUUUAGUCAUUUGUGCACAUCAU
Messenger RNA from Alosa alosa (allis shad), 2309 nucleotides. It is a transcript of the gene opn4xb, whose product is annotated as opsin 4xb. Gene Ontology annotation, cellular component: membrane. Lineage: Eukaryota; Metazoa; Chordata; Actinopteri; Clupeiformes; Clupeidae. The coding region runs from base 35 to 1705 and encodes 556 amino acids. Gene Ontology annotation, molecular function: G protein-coupled receptor activity. The record is from RefSeq and is a predicted model, not a curated record. The transcript has 9 exons. Gene Ontology annotation, biological process: visual perception; G protein-coupled receptor signaling pathway.